Messenger RNA from Pseudozyma hubeiensis SY62, 2580 nucleotides. RefSeq names its product cytochrome P450. Gene Ontology annotation, biological process: methylation. Gene Ontology annotation, molecular function: S-adenosylmethionine-dependent methyltransferase activity. The record is from RefSeq and is a predicted model, not a curated record. The transcript has a single exon. Bases 1 to 2580 code for a protein of 859 amino acids. Lineage: Eukaryota; Fungi; Basidiomycota; Ustilaginomycetes; Ustilaginales; Ustilaginaceae.
AUGAGUUCCAUCGACCAUGACCUCACCCCAUCGGCCCCGGCCCAGACCUUUGCUCACAUGCAGGAACAGUCCCUCCCGCUUGGCUCCGGACGGCAACAUCUAGCUUCGACAGGCGACUCGGACGCCAAGUACUUCACCUCGGCUCGCGCGCCUGCUGCCGAGCGUGCGUCCUUCCUCGAAUCUGGCCCGGCACCCGCGUUCUCCAGGUCCUCUCUCUACCAGAUUGGCAUGGUCGAAGGACUCACUCCGCCAGCGCACGCCUCGGUCUCGGCCGUCGGCACCUCUCCCGUCGAAGUCAGCAGCGUCGUCACCGCAGGUCUCGAAAUGGGCCUCGGUGUCAGCCUCGCCUCCUCUGCGCUGAUGACGCACAUCCCCGGCGCAAAAGCGGCCGCACUCUCGGGUCUCGCCGAACCGCGCUACUCUCGCCCUCACCAAAGCCCGUUCGAGCCGCUUCCAACUGCGCGCGAUGCCGCCUUCGAGCUGCAGACCUCGCCAACCACGUCCAGACUCGACUUUGACAGCAGCCCGGAAGCCGCAUCAGCUGCCGACAGCCUCCCUUACCGCUUUGCUCGCAGUCCCGAGCGUGUUGCAGAUGGAUUCGAGGGGGAUCUGCACCGCAGGCGCACCACGGGCACGCGUCAGUCGAAGGCCCGCAUCGAGCCCAUGAGGCUCGGUCGACACCAUCGCGCCGACACGCACGACGCCAUCUUGUCCUCUGAACCUUCUCCCGCCGUCACCGCCGAGAUCGCCAAGCAGCAGUACUACCAAAACAACUACAUUGCGCUUCGCAACGAGGCCAAGAUCCUCACGCAUGGUCUGCCAAGCAGCUUCAACAUGGACGCCCCGCUCUCGGCUGCUACCAGUCUUGACCGCGAACCCUCGCUCGGAGGUCGGAGCAGCACCCACGCGCAGGCCUCUGUCAGCGGCAGCACGCAGCUUCAAACACCUUCGCUCGAUGACAAGGCUAUGCUCUCUCCCGAUGCACACUACCUCCCUUCCGGCCAUCCCUUCGCUGCAGCUACUGCCUCGUCCAGUCCGUUCCACCACCCCGCUCAUCACGCCGAAGCUGCAGGCUGGAAGUCGAUUCGACAGGGUCGUGCUGCCAACGCCCAUGGUCCCACGCAGGCGGCUUUGCUCGGCUUGGGAGGCGGCAGUCACUUUGGCCCGGGCGUCCGCGCAAAGGUGUCCGAGGUGCUGCCUCAUCUCGUCUCCAGCAUCCCGCUUUCCGGCGAGGAGGGAGAGACCAUCACUAUUGCUGAAUACGGCAGUCUCAACACCAGAUCCGUUAACCUGAUGCAAGCCAUCAUCUCGUUCUUCGUUGACAAGGCACACGCCAACACGCCGCGUCGCGAAGCCGGCAAGAGCCAGGACGCUAGCGACUACUUCCCCGGGCUCGACGCGGCUGGCGCUGCCUCGUUGCGAUCCAUCUUGGGCGUCGACGCUGCCGUCGACGACCCUUGCAAGGUCAACUUUUCCAUUAUCCACGAAGAUUCGCCUCAGGCCGACUUUCGUCCUUUGUCUCAAAUGCUCGACACGAACCCCGACUCGUACCUGCACCCGCAGUGGCAGGCAACCCACGAGCCACCUCUGCACAAUGCCAUCUUUCCGAGCUUUGUCUCGCGGCCCUUCGCGUCGCGCAUCGCUCCGCCCUCGACUCUGCAUCUCGGCAUCAGCUUGAUGGAUCUGCACUGGUCGCACACGCCACGAAGCUCCACCGUCUCGCUCUCGACUUCGGCACACGCUGAGCUCGCCGCUUUCCUCACGGCCAGGGCGCACGAGUUCCGCACGGGCGGUGUGAUUGUGAUGGCUUACAUUGCUCGAUCCGAGGACAGCAACGUUGUUCUUCCCGAUCGACCCAAGUCUACCGUGAACACCACCGCCUCUUCGCUCGACUCGGACGACGCUUCGCACUCGCCUGCUGAUGGCGCUGGUGUGGAGGAUCAAGCCAUCUCGCCACGUAUUCCGAUGCUGCGCAAGGAACGAAGGCGUUCCAACUCGUCUCCCAAUCGACCGUCGUUCGCCGGCGCGGGCAACGCAGCAGACGCGCUCGGCAAGCCUUUGGACAUCUGGUCCACGCUCACCAGCACGCUUGCGCCGUGCUUGCAGCGUCUCGUCUCAUGCGGCAUGCUCAAGAGCGACGUGGCGCGACACUUGCUCAGCCUGCCCAUGCACGCGCGCACUCCUCGGCAGACGCGCAACGUGCUCAAGUCGGUCAAGCAUCUGUGGAAGGUGGAGUGGAGCUGUGGCCUCGGCGACGAGCCUAUCUGUGCCGAUACUCCGCCCUCGCUGAGAUGCGAAGCCGAACCACUGCGACUGCCGCAUCCUGCGUGGAAGGCUUUGCAGGCGGGUACACUCUCGCGCGUCGCUUUUGCCGAACACAUGAUCCAGCUGUUCAAGAACCUGUAUGAGUCGCACUUCCGCGCCAUCCUGCGAGAGAAGGGCAAGCUCAGCAAAGGGGCCGUCGAGUUUGUGCUCGAUUCGCUGUGGGACGUGCUCCAGUCCAGGAUCGACGAUCAGGAGCCGUGCCCCAUCGCAGAAUGCGAGCUCGAAGUGCAAAUCGUUGCUCUGCGUCGUAUCUAG